Amaranthus tricolor (Joseph's coat) is the source of this 1626-nucleotide messenger RNA. RefSeq names its product protein LURP-one-related 12. The record is from RefSeq and is a predicted model, not a curated record. The coding region runs from base 179 to 826 and encodes 215 amino acids. The transcript is spliced from 2 exons. NCBI's taxonomy places the organism in Eukaryota, Viridiplantae, Streptophyta, Magnoliopsida, Caryophyllales, Amaranthaceae.
CAUUAAUUCACCAUUCGCAUACAGACUGUAGCAAGAGUUUUUCUCAUCUUCACCCAUUCUAAUUAUUUCUUUAUUUUUCCUCUCUUUUAUAUAUUUCUCUAUUUUAAAACUUUAUAAUUAACAAAGCGGAGAAAUAAUUAAUUAUAGAAGAAGAAAUUAUAUUAGAAGAGAAAUUAAAAUGAAGGUUGGAGAAAGUGGGUUUACUUCUGAGAAUGAUACUCAUUUAACUGUUUGUAAAACCUCCCUUUUCUUUUCUGGUGAUGGUUUUACAGUUUAUGAUUGCCAUGGACAACUCAUUUUCCGAGUUGACUCGUAUGGUCCUGAUUGGCGUGACCAGGAUGAACUCGUUCUUAUGGAUGCUUCUGGACGUUGCCUCCUCACUGUUCGCCGCAAGAGGCCAAGUCUACACAACAGAUGGGAAGGAUUCCUAGGAGAAAGAACGGAUGGAUCCAAACCCAUAUUUAGCGUAAAAAGAUCAUCAAUAAUCGGACGGUCAGGAGUAACUGUAGAAACGUACCAAAAUACAGGGGAAGAAUACCAAAUAGAAGGUUCCUUUGCACAAAGAUGUUGUACAAUUUAUGAUUCUUCUUCUAAACAAGUUAUGGCUGAGAUCCGAAGAAAAGUGGAUGCUUCGUCAAAUGUUGUUUUGGGUAAAGAUGUUUUUUCUCUUCUUGUUAAACCCGGAUUUGACUCCGCUUUUGCAAUGGGCCUUGUUUUGGUUUUGGACCAAAUUAGCUCCGAUGGUCUUGUUGAUGUUAUUUCUACUCCUGGGUCUGACUCUGAUGGUGGUGAUUCUAGCUCUACUAGCCCUAAUAGGGCCCACUAAUUUUUUUUUAUUUCAGACUAAGAUCGGAAAAUAAAAAUUUUAUAGAUGAUGGGAAUUGAACUUCUUUUGUAAAAGGAAAGAAAAGUUUUUUUAUAAGGUCAGCUCAUGAUUUACAGGGGAUGUUUCUUUGUGUAAUAGUUAAAGUCAGAGUCAGAGUUCUGUUUCUUUGUAUAAUAGUUAAAGUCAAAGUCAGAAUCAGAGUCAGAGUUCUCAAUUUAAUAUUCCGCAUAAAUUAGGAUCUAAAAAAAAAAAAAUUGCAAACAUAUCACACCCGAAUGCAUGCUUUCAAUUUAUCGCCUUGAAAAUAGGUUUCUAUAAAGAUAAGAGUAAGAGAGUUGUGAUAUUUUUCUUUCCAUUGAUAAAGAUGUUUGAUGAUGAUUUGGAUUAGGUUGUACUUUUAUUUUAUUUUGUCUUUGUUUUUGAGAUAUUAUGGAUGUAAUUUUAAAUUUUUAUUUACUUUAAAAGGUAAUGUUUAUAUUCAAACUUCCUUUUUAUAAAGUUAGUUGGAUGUAAAUCUAGGUUGGUUGGUAUUUUCUUGUAAUGCAUGUAUAUUGUUCUCUUUCUAUUUUGGGAUCAAAUUUUGCCACGUUCGAAUGAGUUAAUUAUUAGUGCAAUUUUUUAAUGGAUGCAAAUACCAAACCUAAUCAUGUACUCCUAACAAGUACCAAACCAUAACUCAUCUUUUUGGGAUAUAAUGUUUGAGCAACUCUUUUGACACAUUUUUUUAUAAGAGUUCAAAAUAAAAAGUUUAUAUUUAAUAAUUUAUAUUUUUAUGCAAUUUAAUUUAUAUAUGAGGCACG